Messenger RNA from Otolemur garnettii (small-eared galago), 1488 nucleotides. It is a transcript of the gene PRDM14, whose product is annotated as PR/SET domain 14. Gene Ontology annotation, biological process: regulation of transcription by RNA polymerase II. The coding region runs from base 1 to 1488 and encodes 495 amino acids. Gene Ontology annotation, cellular component: nucleus. The transcript has 6 exons. The record is from RefSeq and is a predicted model, not a curated record. Lineage: Eukaryota; Metazoa; Chordata; Mammalia; Primates; Galagidae. Gene Ontology annotation, molecular function: protein binding; RNA polymerase II transcription regulatory region sequence-specific DNA binding.
AUGGCUCUACCGCCGCCAGAUGAGGCCAGGCCUCAGGACAAGGUGUGCUACCCGCCUGAGAGCAGCCUCCAGCACCUGGCUGCUUAUUACACACCUUUCCCAACCUUUGGCCACUAUGGAAACGCUCUGACCGCUACGGAAGAGGAUUUCCAACCUUUUCGGCAACUGGAGGCCGCGAUGUCAGCUGUCCCGGCCCUUCCCCCCUUCACUUUCCAGAUGGCAUCGCCCUUUCUGGGCCCGGGUCUGGCUCUGCAGAGCGAGCUGCUAUACGAUCUACCCUGGUACGGCAAGCUACCGCAGUGGUACCCAAUUCCCGGGGAGGUGCUGCACUUCCUGAACAGCAGCCUGGAAUACACGGGUGCUAGUGGUGAAGAUUUGGGUCACGUUGGUGGCCGUGGCGACAAUGGCCAGUGUUACCCACCUGAAACUUUAAUUCCACUGCCCCCUGUGGAUGCUUCCCAGUUACCUGAGGGGCUGAAGCCCUCCCAGUCAUCUCACUCAUCCAGCAAGCUGUCUGAUGAUGAGCCCAAGUCCUCCAACCAAGAGGAGAAGUCACCGGGUCCUUUUCACUUCACCGAGGAGGAUCUGCACUUGGUCCUAUAUGGGGUCACUCCCAGCCUGGAGCACCCAACAGGCCUGCGCCAUGCGAUUUCCGGCCUCCUCGUCCCCACAGACAGCUCUGGAUCUGAUUCUCUUCCUCAAACUCCGGAUAAAGACUCCCUGCAACUUCCAGAAGGUCUCUGCCUCAUGAAGACAAUGUUUGGCAAAAUCCCACAUUUUGGAGUGUUCUGCAGUAAUUUUGUUGCCAAAGGAGUCAGGUUUGGGCCCUUUCAAGGUAAAGUGGUCAAUGCCAGUGAAGUCAAGGCCCAUGGAGACAAUUCUCUGAUGUGGGAGAUCUUUGAAGAUGGUCAUUUGAGCCACUUUAUAGAUGGAAAAGGAGGUAUGGGGAAUUGGAUGUCCUAUGUCAACUGUGCCCGCUUCCCCAAGGAGCAGAACCUAGUUGCUGUGCAGUGUCAAGGGCAAAUAUUUUAUGAGAGCUGCAGAGAAAUUCACAAGCACCAAGAGCUCCUUGUAUGGUAUGGAGACUGCUAUGAGAAGUUUCUAGACAUUCCUGUGAGCCUUCAAGUCACAGAGCCCGAGAAGCCAUCUGAGCCCCCUGAAGAGUCUGCAGAAGGCUAUAGGUGUGAGAGGUGUGGGAAAGUGUUUACCUACAAAUACUACAGAGACAAGCACCUCAAGUACACCCCCUGUGUGGACCGUGGUGAUAGGAAAUUUCCCUGCUCCCUCUGCAAACGAUCCUUUGAGAAGCGGGACCGGCUCCGGAUCCACAUUUUGCACGUUCACGAGAAGCACAGGCCUCACAAGUGUUCUACGUGUGGGAAAUGUUUCUCCCAGUCUUCCAGCCUGAACAAACACAUGAGAGUCCACUCUGGAGACAGACCGUACCAGUGUGUGUAUUGUACAAAGGUAAAUAGAAUCUCCUUUUAA